AUGGCCAGUGCCAACGAGACUGAAGAAGCCCAUGGCUCAGCGCCCCACGCAGCCUCCACCUAUGCCAAGCUGCUGCUCUUGGGCCUCAUCAUCUGUGUGAGUCUGGCAGGGAACCUGUCCCUCUCGCUGCUGGUCUUGAAAGAGCGUGGCCUCCACAAAGCACCCUACUACUUCCUGCUGGACCUGUGCCUGGCUGAUGUGAUCCGCUCAGCUGUCUGCUUCCCCUUUGUCCUCGUCUCAAUCCGCCACGGCUCUGCUUGGACUUACAGUGUGUUGAGCUGCAAGAUUGUGGCUUUCAUGGCUGUCCUCUUCUGUUUCCAUGCUGCCUUCCUCCUCUUCUGCAUCAGUGUCACACGCUACAUGGCUGUGGCCCAUCACCGCUUCUAUGCUAAACGCAUGACCUUCUGGACAUGCGUGGCUGUCAUCUGCAUGGUGUGGACUUUGUCCGUGGCCAUGGCCUUCCCACCCGUCUUCGAUGUUGGGACCUACAAGUUCAUCCGUGAGGAGGACCAGUGCAUCUUUGAGCACCGCUACUUCAAAGCCAAUGACACCCUGGGCUUCAUGCUCAUGCUAGCUGUGCUGAUCUUUGCAACCCACGUGGUUUACAUCAAGCUCCUUCUCUUUGAGUACCGCCAUCGCAAGAUGAAGCCUGUCCAGAUGGUCCCAGCUAUCAGCCAAAACUGGACGUUCCAUGGGCCGGGAGCCACUGGGCAAGCUGCAGCCAACUGGAUUGCUGGCUUUGGCCGUGGCCCCAUGCCUCCUACCUUGUUGGGCAUCCGGCAGAAUGCUCACGCUGCCAACCGGCGCUUGCUGGGCAUGGAAGAAUUCAAGGCUGAGAAGAGGCUAGGCAGGAUGUUCUACGUCAUCACUUUGCUCUUUUUGGUUCUCUGGUCACCCUACAUUGUGGCCUGCUACUGGAGGGUAUUUGUCAAAGCCUGUAGCAUCCCCCACCGCUACCUCUCCACAGCUGUUUGGAUGAGCUUUGCCCAAGCUGCUGUCAACCCCAUAGUUUGCUUUGUACUCAACAAGGACCUCAAGAAGGGCUUGAUCACCCACAUUCCCUGCUGGAGGACAGAGCCUGAACUGCCCAGAGAGCCUUAUUGUGUGAUGUGAGGAGUGCCAAGGGUUGGCUAGAAGGCAUCUGCCUGUGCCAAACUGAAUUUGAGUUUCAUUUCUUUCUUAUUUAUAUAUCACACAAGAUGCCAAAAGAUGGGUCGUUCUGCUUCCCCUGCAAUUUUGGCCAUGGUUCCCCAGAGUACUUGGUGUCACAAUAGACUAUGAGCGCUUCAGUUAUCCCAGGGCAAAUAUCCAAAACCACUCAUUAACUACAAUGAGAUCAGAGCUGGAUUCUGGUCUCAGCUCCCCUGGGGUAAAUCCAAAGCUAUACGAUGACAGUAACUGGUCCCCAGUAGUGUUCCAGCCACUGCUUAGAAAGGGUACAAAAUAUCCUGUGCAUCAUGGAGUUUUCCUCUUUUUAUAGCCCACAAACCCUAUCCAGUUGCUUCAGUCAGACACUGCAAAACUCCAUAGAACCAACACCAGAAACUUCUGUGUCCAUUAUUUCAAAGUGUUUGAUCUAGCAGCUCUAAAGGUGUGUCUGGCAUCACUGAAAAGAGGCCAGAUUUUUGUAUUUGGAUCUCCCAGAGUGAAGCCAAAGCCAUCCCACGCACUGGAGCAAAACCACUUCAUGCUCAGCAGGGCUGAUUUGGCUUUACAGCUGGAGGGUGUUGAUGGAAGCAGGGCUCUGAUGAUGGAAUCUGCUUCUGUAGAAGAUUGACUCUCCCAUUCAGUUAUUCAUUCCAUCAAUUAAAUCCAUUCCACACGGUCUCAGAGUCUGAGGCUAAGUUGAGGGGGGCCCCACAGGGACAGGAAGGCUAGAGGGGCAGGGGAGGAAAGGAGUCAGUAGACACAGCUCUUUAAGGGAAUGCCAUGGAGCUAGCCUUGACUUGGCUCCUUGUCAGUCAGAAGCUGUAACCAGGGAGCCUUGGAAACCCCACCUCAGUUGCCAUGGCAGCAACCAAUCCAAGGCCCUGCAGACCAUGUCACCCUGGAACAAUGCAAGCAGGAAGAUGCGGGUGGGGUGUGGGGGAGGAGGAAGCCACCAAGAAAUCCUCACGCAUUCCCUGAAGAGUGGGAGAAGGCAGAGACAUCAACAUGCAAGGCAGACAGGGGAGAGCAUCCGAGGCUGCAGAAAGUGUAGGGUAACCACAGGAGAAUCAUGUGCAAUGAUGCCAAUAUGGCACAUGCCCUGCUAAAACGGAAAGCAAAAACACUACUGUUGCAAGGCAUAUGUGCCACUAUGCUCCCGCCACCCGUUUAUUCUCACACAUUCAGAUCACACUGCACAUUGCUUCCUCCUUGCCAUGUCACAUCAUAGAACUGUUUGCACUGUUCUUGUGAGACAAUACCAGAUCAUGUAUGGAAAGCUCACCCUUCCCAGAGUUGCUGUCUCGUAUCUCUGGGUUUAUUCCAGUGGACAAGUUGUCUGUGCUUUGGGUCAUUGACAGAAAGAGGACAAAUAGCCCUAUGGCUCAGAAAAAGGCCUGGUUGUUCGAGUGUCUCUAAGAAGGGAGUCAAGCCUCGAAAAAGGGGGGGUGGGAGGAAGUGUUGCCGUCUCUGAGAGAAGAGGGGUACACUGGGUAGAGUGAGUGGGAGAGAGGACUCCAGUUAUGGGUUGCAGUGGUUGGCUUGUUUAUUUAUCUAUUUAUUAAAGAGAAAGGGAAAUGUGGGGGUUGGAACUCCUGGUUCUUUUUUCAUCUGAACAGAUGAAUGGGGCCUGAAGUUUAGAGAAUCUGGGAGUCCUGAGCUUGCUGGGUUCACCCUUAGUUGUGAUACCCAUCGGCCCCAUUUUGGCUUUACCCCUCAGGCAGGUACUCCCAAAAUCCAAGAAAAUGAAUUACCAGACAUAUUGCUUGAGGAGUGAAGGUGGGGAGACAUGGGACAUCCUAAUUCAAUGGGACUAUUGUUAAUGCUGAGGUGCUCCUUGUGGGAUGGGGAGGGGAGGGGAGAAAGGAUUCAGGAGGAAAGAGGUGGUUGAGAAAUGAGGCCUAGAAGAAGCACUGCUGGGAGUAACGUCAGAGAAAAAUGGAGGAGGAUGAGUGGAGGGAUAAGUCAGGGAAAGUAUUAGGAGCAGAGCACAGUUUGGGAGGUGGGAGUAGGGCUGGGAGGGUGGGGACAUCGCGAACCAGGUGAGGAUGCAGGGAUUGGGGCUGUCUCCCACUUGUUCCCCUUCAAAGGACCCAGAUGCUGCCUUUUGCCUCUGAAGACAAGACUGUUCGUCUUAUCCUCCAGUCCUGCACCCACUGAAUGGCCUUAAAUCACUGGCCAGCAUUAUGGCCACCCUGAAGAAAACUGUAUUUGAAAAAAUAUGGGAGAUGAACACAGAUUAUUUCCAGGAUGCUUUUUCUGGAAAGAGACUUGAAAGAAGUUGAGAUGUUUUUGUUUUUAAAAAGGAAAUCGAAUAAAGAAAUUGCAACUUUAGUGGGAGAGGGAGGGUUGGGGGGGGCACAGGACAGAUGGAUGGAUGUGUGUCCCCUGCAACAUACGCUUCUGAACUUCUUUCAGAUGGGGGCAGCUUGGGGUGGGUGGGUAGGGAAUGACUGGAUUGAGGGGUGGAAAUUGAUUUUUGGGGUGGGGACUCUGUUCUAUCCUGCCCCACCACCCCCUUUUUGUGUCAAAUUUGUUUCCAUUCCCUCCUUUUUCUGGGGAUUUUCUCAUUUUCUUUUCCUUUCCUUUGUUUUUUUAUAUAAAUAUAUAAAAAACAUGGAAUGAAAUGCAAAA
Molecule: messenger RNA, 3780 nt
Organism: Podarcis raffonei (Aeolian wall lizard)
Lineage: Eukaryota; Metazoa; Chordata; Lepidosauria; Squamata; Lacertidae
Gene: GPR173
Product: G protein-coupled receptor 173
Exons: 1
Coding region: 1-1113 (370 amino acids)
Biological process (GO): G protein-coupled receptor signaling pathway
Cellular component (GO): plasma membrane
Molecular function (GO): G protein-coupled receptor activity
Source: RefSeq, a predicted model, not a curated record